ACUACCCAUCCAUCGCCGCAGUCGUCGCCGGUCCGUCCGCUCGCGCACAUAAUACACACUUUUUAUUCUAAUACAUUACAAUUUUUUUAUAGAGACACACGACUAUUAUAAUACCCAGGCUAUGGAUUACCUCAAGUUGAGUUCCGGUGGCAGCAUGCCGAUGGUCGGCUAUGGUACAUGGCAGGCCGUAGACAAUGUUUUGGAAUCGGCCUUGAAUGAAGCUCUGGAGAGUGGGUACAGACACAUCGACACGGCCACGGCUUACCAGAACGAACACGUCAUAGGAAAAGUUUUGAACGAAUGGAUAACGUCCGGCAAAGUGACCAGAGACGAGUUGUUUAUCGUCACAAAGCUGCCACCUUUCAAGAAUCGGCCUGAGGACCUGGAGGGGUGUUUGAAAAAAUCACUUGAAGACUUGCAACUGGACUAUGUCGACAUGUACUUGGUGCACACUCCGUUCAGCGUUACAGAGGGAGAAACGUCCGCCUAUAGCGACAUGAAAAUUGAUCUAAGCACGGACCACUUGGCGAUUUGGGAGAUGAUGGAGAAACAGGUGACUUGCGGCCGAGCAAAGGCGAUCGGAUUGUCGAACUUCAACGUUCAACAGAUACAGAGGGUGCUGGACAACUGCAAGAUCAAGCCCGAUAACUUGCAAGUGGAAAAUCACCUGUACCUUCAACAACCCGAGCUCGUAGAAUUUUGCAAGAGCAACGGCAUCGCUGUAACCGCGUACUCAUGUUUGGGCGCGAAAGGCGGCCGGGAAGUCAUGGGGUUCAGCUGGACCAAAGAAUUGCCGGAAAUGUUGGAAAACGACGUGGUGUUGGGCAUUGCGAAGAAGCACGGCAAGACUGCUGCCCAAGUAUUGUUGCGGUUUAUUGUCCAGAAGGGCAUCGUGGUCAUACCAAAAAGUACAAACCCACAGCGAUUGGCAUUAAAUAUACAGAUUUUCAACUUUGAAUUGGACGAACAAGACAUGAAAGCCUUGAUUGGCCAGGACGCCGGAGAAGGAGGCCGUAUGAUGCGGCUUCAGUUCUUCUCUGGAAUCACGGACCAUCCAGAAUAUCCUUUCGAAAAGAGUGCUUGAGCUCGAAUGUAAUUCUACGACAAAUACGACAGCCCACUAUUACACGCGAAUGAACCAAAUUCAAAUGAUUUACAAAAUGGCAUUCGACAAAAUACAAUUAUUUCAAUAUUUAUUUUGCGCCUAUCCACCUCAUACAACUAUUGAGGUUCACGUCAAUCGAUUCGUAUUUAUAAACCUACCAGUCGCCUGUUCGAACACCGCUUGAGUCUCGUCGUCUAGGCGUUAAUUAUACGAAAUAAUCGAUCGUAUUAUAUACAUUCGUGUGCACGCGUGUAUCUAUAAAUAAUACCUAUGUUUAAACAAAAAACCGUAUUAUUAUAUACAAAUUAUUAUUAGAAUAAAUACAUUAUGUAUUAAGUUGAAUCGGUUGGAAAUAAUAAUAAUUAUUAGUUAUGAGUUAUUAAAACACGAGCACAUAUUGCAUUCAAUACAAAA
Messenger RNA from Metopolophium dirhodum (rose-grain aphid), 1519 nucleotides. RefSeq names its product 1,5-anhydro-D-fructose reductase-like. Gene Ontology annotation, molecular function: aldose reductase (NADPH) activity. The record is from RefSeq and is a predicted model, not a curated record. Gene Ontology annotation, cellular component: cytosol. Lineage: Eukaryota; Metazoa; Arthropoda; Insecta; Hemiptera; Aphididae. The transcript has 7 exons. Bases 122 to 1084 code for a protein of 320 amino acids.